This is a messenger RNA of Musa acuminata AAA Group (dessert banana), 1329 nucleotides long. RefSeq lists its product as uncharacterized. Bases 146 to 664 code for a protein of 172 amino acids. The record is from RefSeq and is a predicted model, not a curated record. Gene Ontology annotation, molecular function: RNA binding. Lineage: Eukaryota; Viridiplantae; Streptophyta; Magnoliopsida; Zingiberales; Musaceae. The transcript has 7 exons. Gene Ontology annotation, biological process: maturation of LSU-rRNA from tricistronic rRNA transcript (SSU-rRNA, 5.8S rRNA, LSU-rRNA). Gene Ontology annotation, cellular component: nucleolus.
GAUGAAACGUCUACAGUGAAACUUGACGGCCGGGAGACGAGUAAAAGAACGACUAGAUAACCGUAUCGAGCAUCGGCAAUCCUUAUCCGAUCCGAGACCGUCAAUUUUGAUCCAAUAAUUGUGUACCCAGACACCCGAUCUCUAGAUGGGUCGGAUCAACAUCACCCGCACUCGAUCUCCAUCCGUCCACACACCGUUAUACCAGAAAUUGAAGGUGCUAAAACCUCUUCGUCUCUGCGUCACCCCUUCCACCGUCACCGGAGGUUGCCUCUCCGCCACCAGCUCCUUCGACUGCGAGCAAGGAGAAACAACCGUCAAGCCUUUAGAAGGAGGGCCAGGGAGGAAAAUUACUCAGGAAGAAGAUGAGCCUGUCAAAAAUACUGCAACAGUACUGUACAUCGGUCACAUUCCUCAUGGGUUUUACGAAGAACAAAUGGAAGGAUUUUUCAAGCAAUUUGGAAAAAUCAAGCAUUUGAGGAUUGCUUGUAACAGGAAGGAAAAUCUAAGCAUUAUGGAUUCAUUGAAUUUGAAAACCCAGAGGUUGCCAAAGUUGUGGCUGAUGAGAUUCAUAAUUAUCUACUAUUUGAACACAACCUUCAGAUUCAUCUUAUCCCACCAGAGCGUGUUCAUCCGAAGUUGUAAGCCUCUAGAUGGAGAGGUGUAAAUUGGAGAUAUAAUCCAUUAAAUUGGACAAAAAUUGCCAGAAAGCAGCAUAACAAGGAGAGAUUAUGAAAGUAGUUAUUCACUGAUUUUCACCAAAACUCUAAUCCAAAUCUGAACUAAUCAGAAUGCCCUUUGGAUGGGAUCUGUCAAGAUCAUAUUAAUCAGCGGACAAAAGCUUUCAUUGUUUUUGUGAUUUUUUUUUUCCGGAUAUACCUUCAGGAAAGAACAGUUGAAGAACAUGAUUAAAGGGAUUCUUAAACGAGAUGAGAAGCGCCGGAAUAGAAUCAAGGCUGCUGGUGUUGAAUAUGAAUGCCCAGAUCUUGUCGGUCUCAUUCAGCAUGCUGCCAAGAAAAUUAAGUUUGACGAAGAGGACUAGAAAUUGAUUUGUGGGGAGGCAAUCCAUAUCAUCCUACCAGAGAAUGGUUUUAGAAAUAUUGGCCAUGUUUGGAAUUUGGCUAUGAACAUGUAGUUGUUGCUGCUUGCUAAUCUCAAAUUUUGGUCCUCAAGUGACAGAAGUGCUGCGAAGAAAUGCAACUGAAUUUUGGUCCUCACUCAGUCUUGAUGUCAUUUGUAAACCUGAGACAAUGCCUGUGUUACAGCUUUCAUCUGAACACAACAAUAUGUUUUAACUAUGACAUUAAGUAUAAAAGCAAAUCUUGCAGAUAA